Molecule: messenger RNA, 3348 nt
Organism: Penicillium subrubescens
Lineage: Eukaryota; Fungi; Ascomycota; Eurotiomycetes; Eurotiales; Aspergillaceae
Exons: 4
Coding region: 1-3348 (1115 amino acids)
Biological process (GO): regulation of DNA-templated transcription
Molecular function (GO): histone acetyltransferase activity
Source: RefSeq, a predicted model, not a curated record
AUGGCGGCGACGGUGCCGCCAGUGAACGAUGAUCCGGACAAGCUGGACCCUCCGGCCGACCAGGCAGACAGUGACUUGGAUGCGGAGGGGGAGGAGGAAACAGACCUUUACGAGAUGGAUCAACAACUCCAGAAUGCGGUCCACCAGGCAUACUCGGGCGAGGUUGCUGAGGAGAACGGUCACCCUGCAGUGAAUGGUGGAGGCCUGAGCGCUGCCACCAAUGGUGGACAGAAUGGUAGCGACAAUGAUGAGACCGAACCUGUCGGAGCUGUGAAGAUCCCAGAUGACGAAGACGACAACGAAGAUGACGCUGCCUCUGAGAACGACGAUGCUGAGUCUGGGACGGCCGACGGCGAUGUCGACCCCGCAUUUGAAGAAGAAAACGACCGAGCAGCAUCCGAAUCGAGUGAAUCAGAAUCAGAAGCCGAGGAGGACUGGGAGGCUGAGAGUAAUGGUCGUGAAGAAGAUGCGGAUAUCGAUACUCGCAGCGGGGUGUUGUGCAUAUUUUGCACCCAGGACGAGGAACAUGAUCCAAGUGAGGACUUUGAGGAGUGGUUGACUUGCGCAGUUUGUGGCGAUCAUUCCCAUCGGCAAUGCGCCCGUGAGCAAGACGCCUUUGAUGAUUCAGAAGAGCCUUGGAGAUGUCCUGCUUGUGUUCAAAACAAUCUUCAACCUGAUCCCGUGGAAUCGCCAUCGCGGCCGAAAACUGGGGCUGCUCAUCUAACCAAGGAGCUCUUGCCUGCACAUGCAGGAAAUGAAGAGGAAGGGUUCCACUCCAUUUUCGAUAAUAACAUCAGUGAUGAGCUGCUGAACAGCUCACGGUCCUUGCGGAAAAGGAAAGCCUCCUCGGCCGACGCGGAAGAACAUGUGCCCGUGCUACGGAAGCGACGGCGGCAAACUGAGCAUUCUGACUCCCAGGACGCUUCCUUUGACGGUGCUGCCGAUCAGCGCGCUGACGAGGCAGCAUCUCCAGCACGACCCAUGCGCCCUCGACGGACGCGGGCGAUCGAACGCGACCACUGCCGUAUCGUUACAAAGCAACUGGGGAAACUAGUCCUUGGCUUCCGGUUGGAAGAAGGGAAAAUGGCCAAAAUCCUCGGCACUCAGAGUCGACCACUGCGCAAGAAAAAGAAAGGCCCCAAGCCUCAGACCGCACCACAAGAAACCCAAGCUCAUUUCGCCCCCAUUCCUCCUGCACCCUACGUCAAUCACUUUCAUCCUUUCCAAGAUCGGGAAACCGACGACUCAAAAUCUAAGCCAUAUGGUGGCAUCCUGUCCGAAGCCGAGGCCGACACUUCCAAGACCCUGCCCUUGCAGGCGGAUCGAGACAAGUUCGAGCAAGCUCGCCAACGGGCCGAGGACGAGUGGCAGCGCAAAGUCCGAGACGCAGAAGUCAACGGUGAAGCAACGCCUACAGCCUCACAAAAGGUAUCUGGUCCUCCUUCGAAGAUCAAGUACAUCAACUUUGGUGGCUACGAAAUUGAGACUUGGUACGCCGCACCCUAUCCGGAGGAGUACAGUCGCAAUCGUGUACUUUACAUUUGCGAGUUCUGUUUGAAGUACAUGAACUCGGACUAUGUCGCUUGGCGGCAUAAGCUCAAGUGUCCCGCAAAACACCCUCCCGGUGAUGAGAUUUACCGAGAUGGGUCGGUCUCAAUCUUUGAGGUUGACGGUCGGAAGAACCCGGUCUACUGCCAAAAUCUGUGUCUCCUCGCCAAGCUCUUCCUGGGCUCGAAAACUCUGUACUACGACGUGGAGCCAUUCUUGUUCUACGUUAUGGCCGAGUACGAUGACCUGGGAUGCCAUUUUGUCGGCUACUUCAGCAAAGAGAAGCGACCCAGCUCCGCCAACAACGUUUCCUGCAUUCUCACCCUACCAAUUCACCAACGCAAAGGCUACGGAAACCUCCUCAUCGAUUUCUCCUACCUUCUCACCCGCAUUGAGGGCAAAAGUGGCUCGCCUGAAAAGCCUCUAUCUGACAUGGGCCUGGUGUCGUAUCGCAAUUACUGGAGACUGAUUUUGUCAUACCAGCUUCGAGACCUCAAGACCCCCAUCAGUAUCGCAGAUUUGUCCGAUCGGACAGGCAUGACAGCAGACGAUCUUGUUUCUGCCUUGGAAGGCAUUCGCGCUUUAGUACGAGACCCUAUCACAAAGACCUACGCACUUCGCCUCGACAAGGACUACUUUGAAGAGGUGAUUGCCAAAUGGGAGAGCAAGGGCUAUGUCCAGCUCAAUCCCGAUGCGCUUACGUGGACUCCAUACAUUAUGGGCCGUAAUAAUCAGUCGCAUUUCGACCGAGCACCUCUUCACGCGGUCGCGCCUCGCGACGACCCCGACGAGGAAGAUGAGGAGCUGGAAUCGAGAGAAGAUGCAGACGAUGACACCGUGGCCAAUGGAACAGACACGGAUGCGCUUGGGGAGCCUGCUGGACCGCCCUCAACCGCUGGUCUACCACAAACCAACGGCAUUCACGCGCCCGAGCCCGCAGAGCCCGAGCCAAUUCCCAACCCAGCGGCCGGCAUUCCCCCUUCCCGCUUUGAGCUUUGGCCUCCAGUACAUGUCCCUGCUGCUCCCAAACGCAAACCUGGACGUCCGCACGGGACGUUUAAGAACCACUCUCGGACACCCACUACUACUCGGACGAGCGGCCGCAACACACCCCGGCGAGCCUCAGGUCUUCCCCUGUUCACUCCCAAUGCCGGCACCCCUAGUAUGCGUCGUGGCCGUAGCGCCCUGACGAUGGAUUCCCCGGCGACAGACGCUACUCCCGCUCAAACUAAUGGCGUUGAUGAAAGUGUGCUUGACGACGAGGAGGCGGUGCUUGACCCCAGCCCUGAAGAUCUUGGCCUGGUGGUGGACGAAGCAGAAACCCCUGCAACAGGCGGUGAAGCUAUGGAGACUGAAGAGGUCGAGCAAGCUGAAGUAAACGGAGAUGACGAGCCAGAAAAUGCCGUGGAAACCAAUGGCGUCAAUCACGACGAGCCGGAGGCUGCUGUUGAGUCUGACGCAGAAGUCGACGCCGAUGCAGACGCCGAGUUUGAGCCGGAACUGCCUCGGACACCCGAAAAGAAACAGACAUCGGCGUCCAAGUCUCCGAGAGCUACAUCACAAAAGGCCAAAGGGAAGCAGUCAGAUCCAGCUACUAAAACGCCCCAGUCUGUCAACCGCAAGGCGUUAGUCGAAAAAAUCCAAGUGGUGGUCUCCGCCGAACCCGAAUCGGGUAAGCGGCGGAACAGCAAGAUUGCCGCCACCGAUACCAACGGAAUUGACUCUGACAUCGAUGCCGAGGGGGAAGACGACAUCGACGGCGAGUAUGAGAUGGAUGGCGACGUGGUAAUGGAGACAUAA